Molecule: messenger RNA, 663 nt
Organism: Suillus clintonianus
Lineage: Eukaryota; Fungi; Basidiomycota; Agaricomycetes; Boletales; Suillaceae
Exons: 1
Coding region: 69-389 (106 amino acids)
Source: RefSeq, a predicted model, not a curated record
GGAGAAACGACAAGGAAAGAUAAGUUCCGCAAGUAAUUUAUAGUCUACUGAUUUAAGUCUACUGAUGUAUGCUAGCUUUGGCACUGCUGUGCUUUAUAACUACGCGAUCUGAUCCCGUUGUCACGUUGACUCACGGGUCGGUCAAUCUCCAAUGGUCUCCGAAACGACCGAAGCUCGUCCAGCAAGCGGAUUCCUUCCAACAAUUCCAGCAACUUUCAUAUGUGAUGGAUAAGAGCUAUCAUAUGGUCAUCAUCAUUCUUCCUCCUGCAUGCUUAGAGCCCGUCUUGAGGGAUGCCGGCAAACGUGCGAACAGCUUCUCGCUUGGCAUCGGUGUCUCCUUUGAUAGGCAGACCAUAAGCCUUGAGAAUAGCCUCGUAGCGCUCCUCUAAAUGACACCACACAAUCAGUGGACCAUUCCAAACUCAAGAAACAAACUGCACUGACUUGUAAUAUGCUCAAACUCUCCCCUAGUAGCAGGGAAGCCCGGUGGCGGCUUGCCAUCGUUUGCAACGGGCCCCUUAAGUCCCAUUUUCAAAACUGUACACCGAGAGUUAUUCAGUCGAGCAGGAAGUCGUUGUUGACUGUGAUAGAAAGAAAGGUAUGUCAGCCUCCAUAUUGUUCAUCUAGAGCUCUAACGUACUCAAGCUCCACGACCUUCUUGAG